CCCAGCGGGGGAAGCCGCCCUGCGUCCCAGUGCGCAGCCGUAGUGCCUGCCGGCUAGCUUUAGGCGUUCGUGCCCUGAAAAGCGGAGGUGUCUCAUUGUGCGCUACGCUCCCUCCUGGAGGCCGAGGAGUUCUUCUAUAGCUACCUGCAUGGAAAGUUCAAGUCCUUCAGGAAAACACUGGCUUGGCAUUGUGUGUGGUUUAUACCAUGAAGCUCACUUCUCUAGAGGCUGCCUUGCCCUCUGACAAGCUUUUAUUCAGAUGUGUUUGUGAAGCAGGCACUGUGAGGCCUACACUUGUUAUCCUGACUUCAGCUCUAUCUUCCAUUCCUCCCGAGUUUACUUUCUCUUCCAGAGUGUUACAAUAAGAAGAGUGAUAGUACCUGAAACUUUGGGCUACUGUAUCAAAUCAGAGAAUCCGUCUCCUCCAACAUGGCAGGUAAGAAAGUGCUCAUCGUCUAUGCACACCAAGAACCCAUGUCCUUCAACGGGUCCCUGAAGAAAGUGGCUGUUGAAGAACUGAGCAAGCAGGGAUGUACAGUCACUGUGUCUGACUUAUAUGCCAUGAACUUUGAGCCAAGGGCCACAAGAAAUGACAUCACUGGUUCCCUCUCUAAUCCUGAAGUCUUCAGAUAUGGGAUAGAAGCCUAUGAAGCCUACAAGAAGACAGCUCUGACCAGUGACAUACUUGAGGAGCAGAAGAAGGUGCAAGAAGCUGAUCUAGUGAUAUUUCAGUUCCCACUAUAUUGGUUCAGCGUGCCAGCAAUUCUAAAAGGCUGGAUGGAUAGGGUGCUGUGCCAAGGGUUUGCCUUCGACAUCCCAGGCUUUUAUGACUCCGGUUUGCUCAAGGGUAAAUUAGCCCUCCUUUCCUUAACCACUGGAGGUACAGCUGAGAUGUACACAAAAACUGGGGUCAGUGGAGAUUUCCGGUACUUCCUAUGGCCACUCCAGCAUGGUACAUUGCACUUCUGUGGAUUUAAAGUCCUUGCCCCACAGAUCAGUUUUGGUAUUGAUGUUUCAUCAGAAGAAGAAAGAAAAGUGAUGGUGGCAUCAUGGGCGAAGCGGCUGAAGAGCAUCUGGAAGGAAGAGCCUAUCCUCUGUACACCCCCUUGGUACUUCCAAGAGUAACACUUUGUGCUCUGAGUACAGCAAAUUAGCAGCAUGGUGAGAGACCUAAAGCAUGUACAAAGAGCAGGUGGUGCUGUAUCCAGAGAUGCAGUGAAUAUGUCCACAAAUGAGUGUUUUCAGUUUCAUGCAACUAGAUCAGAUAUUUCAACAAACAUCUUGGUGCACUGUAUUUGUUCUGCCUGGUCAUUAUUCACUCACUCAUUUUUCAUUUCUUUAAUGUUUCUCUAAAAUCUCUCUUGCUACUCUAAACCUUCAUAGUAUAGUUUCCUGAAUAUGGAGGUGGAUUUGUUUGUUGUUUCGUUUUGUUUAACUUGUUACCCCCCCAGGAAAGAUGAACCCAUUUAUAUCUAAUGUUUUAGUGAUAAAUUUUGAUUGACUUCUGUU
Messenger RNA from Cricetulus griseus (Chinese hamster), 1509 nucleotides. Lineage: Eukaryota; Metazoa; Chordata; Mammalia; Rodentia; Cricetidae. The record is from RefSeq and is a predicted model, not a curated record.